Messenger RNA from Ostrea edulis (European flat oyster), 1122 nucleotides. RefSeq lists its product as uncharacterized. Gene Ontology annotation, biological process: DNA integration. Gene Ontology annotation, molecular function: nucleic acid binding. The coding region runs from base 1 to 1122 and encodes 373 amino acids. The transcript has a single exon. NCBI's taxonomy places the organism in Eukaryota, Metazoa, Mollusca, Bivalvia, Ostreida, Ostreidae. The record is from RefSeq and is a predicted model, not a curated record.
AUGGUCCGGAUGAAAUCAUUAGCCAGACUUCAUGUAUGGUGGCCCGGAUUGGACUCUGAUAUAGAGACAAAGGUCUCUCAGUGUGGACCUUGUAGAAGUCAGUUACCAAACUUACCAAAGGCUCCAGCAAAUCCGUGGUUAUGGCCUAGUGCACCCUGGAAAAGAGUGCAUAUUGACUUUGCAGGACCUUUCAUGCAACGUAUGUUCUUGAUAAUCGUGGAUGCGUAUUCUAAGUGGAUGGACGUAGUGAUGAUGACUUCUACUACUUCUGAAAAUACUAUCAAUGCAUUACGAUAUCUAUUCUCCUCAUAUGGAUUACCUGUGGAAAUUGUUUCGGACAAUGGACCGCAAUUUGUGUCAGAAGAUUUUGAGAUAUUUCUAAAGGAGAAUGGAGUACGUCACAUCAAGUAUGCACCAUAUCACCCUGCGUCCAAUGGAGAGGCGGAAAGAGCAGUGCGUACCUUUAAGCAGGCAAUGAAAAACAUGGCAAGUGAGACUGGGACUCUGAAUCAGAAACUUGCAGCAUUUUUAUUGUCAUAUCGCACGACACCUCAUACAACUACCAAAACAACACCUGGAGAGUUAUUUCUCAACCGCAAACUACGUACACGACUGGAUGUUGUGAAACCUCACAUGACAGAUCGUAUACAGCGGAAGUCAUUGCCAGCUGAGAAGAAGGUGCGGGAACAUCAGAUCGGUGACAAAGUCAUGGUUCGUGACUAUCGUGGAAGUAAAGUUUCGUGGAUACAAGGGAUCAUUGUGCGAAAACUGGGACCUGUUACUUACCGUGUGAAUAUUUAUGGUAUGUUGUGGAAACGACAUAUUGAUCAGAUUCGUGAAUGUGGUAUGUGUGAGUUAGGCAGUCCGGAAUCCGUGAAACCAAAUCCUUUUAACAGCAUUGUGCCUGUUAAUGCACCAUUAGAGAGCCAAGGUGAACAAUUAGAUACUCCUUCUAUCACUGAUGUACCGUCAUGCCAGGAUUCUGUGUCCAAUAAUCCGAUUGUAGAGGACAAUUCCAAACGUUCCGUUGUCAAUGCGCGAAAUUCGGACAAUAAUUCAGUACAACCGCGAUAUCCACGUCGUCAACAUCGCAAGCCUGAAAGACUUAUUGAAAAGUGUUAA